Messenger RNA from Prunus armeniaca (apricot), 519 nucleotides. Lineage: Eukaryota; Viridiplantae; Streptophyta; Magnoliopsida; Rosales; Rosaceae. The record is from the annotation of a GenBank genome assembly.
AUGGCGCUUCUGGUUCCUGGUGGGUGCGUACGAGUAAGCUUGUCACGGCCGGCGCACGUUAGACGAAGGCUAACUACGUUUGCUACCGUAUCCCCAACCCGAGGAGAUAGAGUGGACUGGGUCGAAGCAACUUCAGGCUUCUUUGAAAAUGACACGAGGCCCAUCAUGUUAUUUGACGGUGUUUGUAACUUAUGUAAUGGAGGUGUGAAGUUCGUGCGUGAUAAUGAUCGAAAUAGGAGAAUAAGGUUUGAAGCUCUCCAGAGUGAAGCAGGGAAGAAACUGCUAAGAAGGUCCGGAAGAGCUCCGGAUGAUAUUUCAAGUGUUGUUUUUGUUGAACAGGAUAGAUCCUUCAUCAAGUCAGAAGCUGUUGUGAAGAUAAUGGAAUACAUAGACUUACCCUUCCCCCAGCUAGCAUUCUUUCUACAGUUUGUACCUCUUUUCAUACGGGAUUUUCUAUAUGACAAUGUUGCAAACAACCGUUACACAAUUUUUGGUCGCUCAGACGCAUGUGAGCUAUAG